AUGGCAGACUGGCAUCCCUCUUCAUGGAAAUCGAGGUCAGCCGCUCAGAUGGUGGAUUACCCUAACCAACAGCAUCUCCAAAGAGUCUUGACAAAAAUAAAUGCUCUACCCCCUCUCGUAACGCCCGCAGAGAUCGAGCGCCUUCGCUUCCAGUUGGCUGCUGUGCAACGGAAUGAAGCCUUCUUGCUCCAUGCGGGAGAUUGCGCAGAAAGUUUCGACGCUUGUACUCAACAAAACAUAUCAGCAAAGAUCGGGUUGAUACUUUCGUUUUCUCUCAUACUGAUUUGGGGUGGACGUCUCCCAGUGGUACGCAUUGGACGUAUUGCUGGGCAAUAUGCUAAACCCAGGAGCAGCGGGACAGAAAUAAUUGACAAUAGAGAAGUUUUGAGUUUCCGCGGUGACAACGUUAAUGGCGUUGAUCCUAAUGAUCGAACCCCGGAUCCUGAAAGGCUCCUCAGUGCCUACUUUCAUUCCACUGCUACCCUCAAUUACGUUCGUGGGCUUCUCACAUCCGGAUUUGCUUCAUUGCAUCACCCGCGGGAUUGGUCACUCUCACAUGUCCGUUCGCCCGCAUUACGGAGCGAGUUUGAAAAGAUCACUCAAGGUCUUUCUGACGCACUCGACUUCAGCCACACGAUAGGCGCUGACUCUGGUAGAGAGAGUGUGCCCUUUGACCGGGGCGGUGGUCGAGGUGUUCUAGGCGAGAUUGAUUUCUACACGAGUAUGGCAGAUCAAGUUAAUGGGAUCGGGAAUUGCAGCCAUGAAGGGUUAAUGCUCGACUGGGAGCAAGCAAUGACACGGGAAGUCGAUAUCGUCGGGUCAGGGCUGCCGUCUGCGAAGGAAAAGGGCUUCUACAAUACUUCCGCCCACUUUUUAUGGGUUGGUGACCGUACGCGACAACUUGAUGGCGCCCAUAUCGAAUAUUUCCGAGGUAUCCGCAAUCCCAUCGGCAUCAAGGUCGGGCCUUCAUUAGAGAAUGCGGAGUUAAUCAAGCUCCUACAAAUCGUAAAUCCAAACAAAGAGGGUGGUCGCGUGACACUCAUCACUAGGUACGGGGCAGGCAAAAUCGGGGACCACCUCGCUGGCCAUAUUGAUGCUGUUAAGCGCGCUCAACACCCGGUCGUAUGGGUGUGUGAUCCUAUGCACGGAAACACACUUACUUCCAGCAGUGGCUUCAAAACGCGUAACUUUGGGACCAUCAUCAGUGAGCUGACUUCCUGCAUCAGUAUCCACGCUGCAUGUGGUUCUCGGCUCGGCGGAGUCAGUCUUGAGUUCACAGGCGAGCUUAACGACGAAGGCUUCAGCGUGACGGAGUGUCUUGGGGGAAGUAUGGAGCUCAGCGAAGAACAAUUGGGGCUCAGGUACCAGUCGUUCUGUGACCCUCGACUCAAUUUCGAGCAAUCACUUGACGUCGCCUUUCUUAUAUCGAAUUACUUCAAAGAGGAAAGAUUUGGUGACAAAGGAGAAAACGGUAUUUAUGCCGCCCUUGGAGGAAGAAACACAGUCUGA
Molecule: messenger RNA, 1509 nt
Organism: Suillus bovinus
Lineage: Eukaryota; Fungi; Basidiomycota; Agaricomycetes; Boletales; Suillaceae
Product: DAHP synthetase
Exons: 16
Coding region: 1-1509 (502 amino acids)
Biological process (GO): aromatic amino acid biosynthetic process
Molecular function (GO): 3-deoxy-7-phosphoheptulonate synthase activity
Source: RefSeq, a predicted model, not a curated record